AUGGGCGACUCUGGCGAGCCCAACGGCGACCAGCCAGUCUACGAGUUUGAGCCUGCAGGUUGGAUAGAUCUUACAGACGCCUGCCAUCACUAUGAGGGCAAACACGAGGUGCCGUGGGAUAUCCAAAAAUAUUUUGCACAACGUUAUUCCAUAUUUUCCUACUACGAUGAUGGUAUCUGUAUGACUGACGACGCUUGGUUCGGUGUCACACCGGAACCAAUUGCAAACAAAAUCGCUGCGGAGAUGAAAUCGUCUCCCAAGAAGAAGAAAUUCUUGAUAGAUCUCUUCUGCGGCGCAGGCGGCAACACCAUUGCGUUUGCGCAGACAGAGAGAUGGGAUCGAAUUAUAUCCAUUGAGCGCGACGCAGCCACUCUUGCAUGUGCGCAGAAUAACGUCAGCGUCUACGGGAUCGACGACAGCUACGUUACCUGGGUGCACGGCGAUAGCUUCGCGUUCUUGAAGACGCUUUUCAGCAACCCAUCGGCGCUGCAUCCUGAUCUUCGGAUCGAUCUUGACGCAACGGUUUUAUUUGCCAGCCCUCCUUGGGGUGGACCUGGGUACUCGACAGACCAGGUCUUUAACCUGGACAACAUGCAGCCGUACAGCAUAACGGACAUGCAUGAGGCGUAUAGGCCUCUCGACCACGUCCUUUUUCUGCCGCGCACGAGUGAUCUGAGACAGCUGGCGCGGCUCGCCCCCAAGGAUAAAAAGAUUGACAUUGUUCAAAUGUGUCUAGAAGGCGCAAUUAGCUCAUUGCCCCCCCACAAGCCCUCUCAUCGUAAAGACGGAUCGUUGAAAUCUUCAACAUCACCCACAAGCUACGCAUCCAUAAAGAAUCCGGCUCCAGGCAGUGACAACACCGCCAAAAUGGGUGCCAAGGACAAGAAGAAGAAUAGCGAAGGCAAAAAGGCCAAAAAGGCUGAGAAGCAGGCCAAGCAGGCCAGCAAAGGUGAGAAGAAAGCCAAAAGCAAGCAGGCCAAAAUCGAAGGCAGCGACGCCGAGGAUGUCGAUCUGGACGAGGUGCUUGAGGAGUACCGCCGGGCGCAGGAGCAGUUUCUCAAAAUCACCGAGACGGUGUGCGAGGGGCCCCCGCGACCCCGCGCCGCCUCGACGCUCCUCGCCUCGCCGACAGACACAAACAACCUGCUGCUAUUUGGCGGCGAGUACUUUAACGGCUCGCUGGCGCACUUUUUCAACGAUUUGCACAUUUACAACAUUGCGCGCGAUGAGUGGCGCUGCGUGACGUCGCCCAACGCGCCGCUGCCGCGUUCCGGUCACGCCUGGACGCGGGCGUCCAACCCCAACCACGUCUACCUCUUUGGCGGCGAGUUCUCCUCGCCCAAGCAGGGCACGUUUCACCAUUAUGCGGACUUUUGGCGCCUGGAGCCCGCCACGCGCGAGUGGACCAAGAUUGAGGUCAAGGGCAAGGACAAGAGCCCGCCCGCGCGCAGCGGCCACCGCAUGACCUACUGGAAGCACUACAUUAUCCUCUUUGGCGGCUUCCAGGACACGUCGAACCAGACAAAGUACCUCGCCGAUCUAUGGAUCUUUGACACGAUCAACUAUGUCUGGCAUAGCCCUGCGCUGCCGCCCGCGCAGCUCAAGCCCGACCCGCGAUCGUCUUUUACGCUGCUCCCCUCUGAGCAGGGCGCGGUCCUCUUUGGCGGCUAUUCGCGUGUCAAGGCCACAGUGGCAUUGAAGAAGAAAGCGGGCAAGGGAAACCAGGGCGCGAGCAGCACAGGCCAGAAGAACGUUCUCGUCCCAAAGGUGCACGAGGACUGCUUCUACCUGCGCAUGACGGUGCCGGCCGCCGACGCGAGUCCCAACACGCCGCCGACGGUGCGGUGGGAGAAGCGCAAGAAGCCCGGAAACACGCCGAGCCCCUCGCGCGCGGGUGCCACCAUGACCUACCACAAGGGCCGCGGCAUUCUGUUUGGCGGCGUGCACGAUGUUGAGGCGAGCGAGGAUGGCAUGGACUCGGAGUUUUUCAACCAGCUGUUUGCGUGGAACGUUGAGCGCAACCGCUUCAUGCCGCUCGUGCUGCGCAAGCCCCGGCACCAAAAGGCCCGCCCAGCGGAGCAGCGCGUGAACCGGCGCGGGCGUGGCCAGGCCAAUGAGGAGGAGCUGCUCCGGCAGCUGGCGGCGCUGGAGACGGGCGCGUCGCUCGAGGAUGUCGAUGGCAUCGAGCUGGAGAAGGAGGAGGAGCCGGAGGAACAGGCCUCGGUCAAGGAGAUGCCCGUGACGAUGGAGCCGCCUCAUGUGCGCUUCAACGCGCAGCUGACGGUGCAAAACGACGUGCUGUACAUUUACGGCGGCACGUUUGAAAAGGCGGACCGCGAGUUUACGUUUGACGACUUGUACGCGAUUGAUUUGGUGAAGCUGGACGGUUGCAAGGAAAUCUUUACCAGACCUGUCGAGGACUGGGUUGUAAGUGCACUGCGCGGCGGUGAGAUUGGACUGCGUUUUGGACUAAUCAAGUCUGUGCAGGAAUCUGACGACGAAGACGACGAGGAUGAUGAGUACGACGAUGAAGAAGACGAAGAAGAUGAAGAUGACGAAGACGAAGACGAAGAGCCUCAACAGCAGCUCCACACGCCCAGCAAGCGUGGCAAGAAGAAGGAAGACGAUGUUGUGUCAGAGACUACGACCGCACCGUCCGAGAACACGGAGGAAGACGACGCCGAGACGUCGGCAACCUCUGUGGACGACGGUCUACCUCACCCAAGACCUUUUGAGUCGCGCCGCGAAUUCUUUGUCCGCACAUCGGCCGAGUGGCAGGAGAUUCUCAUGACAAACCUGCGGUGGAAGAAUAUCCAGCCCGAGACCAUGGCCGUCAAGGAGAUCAAGGCCAAGGCGUUUGAGCUGAGCGAGGAGAAGUGGUGGGACUGCCGCGAGGAGAUUACGGCGCUCGAGGAGGAGCAGGAGGCGGCGGGCAUCCAGGAAGUGGUCAGCCUGGCGGAACGUGGUGAUGCGGGUGCGGCUGGUGGUGGUCGCAGGAGAUGA
Molecule: messenger RNA, 3003 nt
Organism: Beauveria bassiana ARSEF 2860
Lineage: Eukaryota; Fungi; Ascomycota; Sordariomycetes; Hypocreales; Cordycipitaceae
Product: kelch domain-containing protein
Exons: 6
Coding region: 1-3003 (1000 amino acids)
Biological process (GO): 7-methylguanosine RNA capping; RNA methylation
Molecular function (GO): protein binding; methyltransferase activity
Source: RefSeq, a predicted model, not a curated record